AUGGGUGCCGCUACUGAAGGUAUCGCGAGUACUUGUCUUGGCAUUGAAAUAGAAAUCUUUCAAGCAAAAAAUAUAGAAGUCAAGUCCCAUGGGAGCCUUUUUGUUAGAUACUAUCUCUCUGCAGGAAAGAACAAAAGAAUCCAACUGAAGAGCCGAGAAAUCUCCUCAAAGUCCAACCUCUUUUGGAACGAGUCCUUCUCAUUGGAGUGUAUAGGCACUGAAGACUCCAUCAACAACCUAAAGCAAGAGACUGUAGUUUUCGAGCUCAGAUGGAGAAACACAAAUCCGAUCCUUGCUAAAAUAGGAGGGUCACAACUCCUUGGUAGAGCUGAGGUUCCAUGGAAAACAGUUCUUGAAUCACCAAAUUUGGAAAUGGAAAGUUGGGUUAUGAUGGUUCCAAAGAAGGGUAGUGUUCCUGACGACGUCAAGCCUCCUUCAGUGCAAAUAGCAAUGAGAGCUAGAGUUCCAGAAAUGACAGAGAUGGAGAAGAAGAACAGGAGAGAUGGCAGGUUGAGGAAGAGAGAUGGAUGUGGUUGUUGCAAGGAUAGUGGGUGCAGGUGUGAAGAUUAUGAAAUUUUUGCCCUAGUGGUUGCUUUGGAAGCACUAUAA
Messenger RNA from Populus trichocarpa (black cottonwood), 609 nucleotides. RefSeq lists its product as uncharacterized. The record is from RefSeq and is a predicted model, not a curated record. NCBI's taxonomy places the organism in Eukaryota, Viridiplantae, Streptophyta, Magnoliopsida, Malpighiales, Salicaceae. The transcript has a single exon. The coding region runs from base 1 to 609 and encodes 202 amino acids.